CAACCCCCCAUUUUCCAUUUCCAACUACCAUCUUAUAAUUCUCAAAAGCCAGACUCAACAAUGGCUCGCACAAAGCAGACCACCAGAAAGCCUAUCCCCAGACGGGGCGGUGGCCGAUUUGGUGGUAAUAACGGCAAUGGCAAUGGCAAUGGCCGUUCGGCACGCACAUAUGGCCCUCAUGACCUCGAUUUUAUUGCACUCCAAGAGGAGGCGGAGCGCCGCGAGCGCAUCCUUGCUGAUCAACGUCGAGUUGCGGCCAAGUGGCGCCCUAAGAUCCCUGAAAUCCGCAAAGUCAACUUCGAAAACUUCAAGAACCGUUUCCAGGGCGAAAACGAGCCUGACUAUGCUGUCGAUGUCCUCAUGGCUGGUCCUGGACUUCAAGGUCAGAUCCGCCGCGAGCGUGCUAUCCGCCGUAGCGAGGAGACGGCUCGAGUGCGCAAGAGCUUCUACAGCCUCUAUGAUGCUGGAGCCGACCGCCGCAAGAAGAUCGAUCCCCUCGACAAAGUGAAGCGAGAAAAGAGAAAUGAACUUCUCUCAACUGAUACAGAGAUUCAGCGCAUUCGUGUGCAGUCACAGCCCAUCCUGGGACAUCUGACGUCCCUGUUGAACGACACAGAGUCGAGAUCUACCCCUCGCACAUUUAUGCGCCCGUUCAAGGCUCUUGUGUACUUCCAGCCCAAGAUGAAAGAAAUUCUUGCCACUCUGGAAGAGAAAUGGGCCGACUAUGAAGAGCUUGAUGAGCACUCUGAUGCUGCAGAUGCGGCUAGUGAAGAGGCCGAGGUCAUCGUGGAGAUUGACAGCAAAAACGAUACUGAUACUGACGCCAAGUCUGACGCAGAGGGUGACGAAGAGGACAAGGAUGAUGUCGAGUCGCUCGCAUCGGUUGAUUCAAACGUCGAUGAAGACUUUGACGGCCUCAUGGACAGCCCCGAGGCUCUGAGGGACAUGCGAUGCUACGUCAAAUUCAUUGACGAGGAAAUCAUGCCUCUCUACCAACGCUUCGAGGGCAGCACCGCCGAGAAAGUCAAGUUUGACGACUUGUGGUCUCUUUUCCGGGUGGGAGACCUGGUCCACAUGCCAGCCGCUGUUGAAGCUGGCGGACGAUACCACGAGGUUUGGCGCAUCUACAAGAUCCAGGCACCGCAGCCUGAGACGUCCUACCCUAAAAACGGCUGGGGAUUCUUCGACGAGUUUGACGACAUUGAUGACCAAAACAAGUUCAAGAUCUCAGCCUACUACGUGGACUACGAUGGUACUGCCUUUGGCGCCGUGAAGACCAAGUUUGAGAUUGAAGGCUUCUCGGGCGAACGAUCCAUCGACUCGCUGCCCUGUUAUCCAAUGCGCUACCAGUCCGGCUAUGAGGAGCUGAUCAGUGGUUUGAAGGACCAGGGCCGCAAGUUCCUGCAUUACUUGGAUGAUCGCCACCAGCAACACAACGCGUGGACCUUGACGAGGAACCCGCCCUCGCACCGCAAUGACCCCGACCAGGAGAUCUUGGACAACGAGUACUACGAAAAGAUGCGCCACCCGGAGUUUGUGGAGAGUGAUGUGAUUGUUGACAUGACUGAGGCGUACCAGAAGAUGCCCAACUGGCGACCUGACUUCCACCAGUUGGCAGUCAACAAGGCUGUGCGCUGUGAGAUUGCCGAUGACGAGAUUCCGAUCCAGAAAUGGUUUGACGGCGUCCGCCAGAACAGGUCAUAUGUGCAAAAGGAGAUUAUCCAAAAGGCCGAUGGCAUCGAGAGCCGCCAGCGCCGAGACAAUCUCGCCGUUGAUACCUUUUUGCGCAACCGCCUUAGGGGAUCUCGAAACUUUGAGGCAAACGCGCAGGCUCAGAAGCUACGCGAUGAGGAUCUUGUCUUGCUCCCCAAGCGUAUGUUUGCGUAUGCCCUACGUGAGCGUCGCUUCAUGCCUGUCGACUUGAACCUCCUCAAACCUAUCAAGCGCGAGGUUGGAGUGUUUGAGAACCUCCGCAUUCAUGGCGACUACAAGGAUGUUGUCCGCAGUCUAGUCAUGUCUCACUUCCGGAAGAAGGAGCUGGAGCGGCGAUAUGUUGACGCUGCCACAGAAGGCCCAGGACAGGAUCUGAUCCAGGGCAAGGGCCGUGGUCUGGUCGUUCUACUGCACGGUGUGCCCGGUGUGGGUAAGACUGCGACUGCUGAAGCCGUCGCUAUGGAGAACAAGAAGCCGCUGUUUGUGAUUACGUGCGGUGAUCUUGGUCUCUCGCCUCACGAGGUUGAAUCUUCUCUGAAGAAUGUCUUCCGCCUUGCGCACUUGUGGGACUGCGUGCUCCUUCUUGAUGAGGCAGAUGUUUUCCUUUCGCAACGAUCCAAGCUCGACAUGAAGCGAAAUGCGCUUGUGUCUGUGUUCCUCCGUGUCCUUGAGUACUACAACGGUCUCUUGUUCUUGACAACCAACCGUGUGGGUACUAUUGAUGAGGCGUUCAAGUCACGAAUCCACCUGUCUCUGUACUACCCCCCUCUCGAUAAGACUCAGACAACUGAGAUCUUCCGUCUUAACGUCGCCAAGCUCAGAGUGAUGGAGUCUGAGCGACAGAAGAUGACUGGUGAGCCCUCAAUGAUCAUCAAAGACGACGAGAUCCUUGAAUUUGCUGCGAAACAUUACGAGGAUCUCGCUCGAUCCACCGGUUGCUGGAAUGGUCGACAGAUCAGGAACGCCUUCCAGAUUGCAUCAAGCCUGGCACUGCACAACUACACCAAGCAAGCGGAUAUCGCUCGUGCCAAGGGUCAGCUGCCGCCUGCAGCUCCAGUUUUGGAUAAAACGCUGUUUAACAAGGUGCAGAUGUCGACACAGAGCUUUGACAAGCAUAUGAAGAAGGAAGAGGGCAAGUACGAUGAGGAGAUUCCGAUGAGGGGAACAUUCGAUGAUUAAGUGAGGACGAAGCUAUAAAUUGCGCUUGAGUGGGAUUAUAUUUUGGGAAACUUUGUAUUGAGCAUAUAGUUAUGAUCUGAACGCUACGAAUUUAUUUGCACGUUGAUUCUAAAUAG
This is a messenger RNA of Trichoderma atroviride IMI 206040, 3008 nucleotides long. RefSeq lists its product as uncharacterized. Gene Ontology annotation, molecular function: ATP hydrolysis activity; ATP binding. Lineage: Eukaryota; Fungi; Ascomycota; Sordariomycetes; Hypocreales; Hypocreaceae. The record is from RefSeq and is a predicted model, not a curated record.